Rhopilema esculentum is the source of this 10468-nucleotide messenger RNA. RefSeq lists its product as uncharacterized. The record is from RefSeq and is a predicted model, not a curated record. Gene Ontology annotation, cellular component: membrane. Lineage: Eukaryota; Metazoa; Cnidaria; Scyphozoa; Rhizostomeae; Rhizostomatidae. Gene Ontology annotation, molecular function: ligand-gated monoatomic ion channel activity; protein binding.
AACUUUUGGCCGGAUUUGUUGAUCUGAGUUACGUUUGUCCAAUUUAUGUGACUCUCAAUGUGCGAAUUAUCUGUUUUCUUGCAUUCAAUAAUUUCCUUUUGACGUAAAAGAUUCUUGCAUUUGCGUCUGGUGUUUGACAGCAAAAUUGCGGCCUUUACGUAGUUCCAAGUCACACCUGGCAACAUCUGGUAUAAAGUGUUUGCUUGAAAACACAUUUAUCAAUCUAAGUCUGGACUUAAUGUUGUUACUUUUAAAGUGGACCCCAUUAGACAAAAUAUUUCAAAGGACUAUUUUUCAUAUCAUUCAUAACAGUUUUUUGUUCACAUUUUCCUAUAGAUUUCUGAAUCUUAAGUGCUAAUUUAUUAUGUCUUCAUGUGAUCUAGACUAAUAUUGUAUGUCUGAUUCCCUAAAGUUAUGGUCGACCCUCAAAGCUUUAGGCAUCGCUGCACUCCUGGCCUGUCCAGCUUAAGUAAGAAAACAGCUCAAGUCAUUGAUUUACCACGAGUACCUACCUCUUCUGAGCAACCUUUUUCAUUUGCCUACCCAUUGUACCACUUGUUAAUUUGCCUAUUCCUUUUUAUCCAACUCUUUCUUUCUUUGCCUAUCUUCCCAACUUUGCUCCAUUGCUUACCCCUUUCUUUCUAUCCUUUGCAUUUGCUUACCCCUUCUGCCCAUCAUAUUCCUUUACAUAUCCUCUUUGCCCCUCCUGAUUAAAAUAGGCUGCCUGCAUAUGCUGUCCCAUCUUUACUUACUUACAUAUGCCAGUCUUCAGAUUUGCUACUAAAUUUCCAAAAGCCAUCAUAUUUAGCAAUAGAGUCAACAUUUCUAUUGACAAGAGUUUCAACGCCAUAGAUCAGCAUAUUUCACACCAGUGACGACCUACUUUAAGGAAAAUCUUUUGCGGAAGAGACUGCGUUUUUCGCGUUUCCAAAUUUUCGCGAAAUUUACUAAAAUGUAAAAUUCGCGAAAGUUUAUUUCCUCGAAAUUUCUUAAAAUGCAAAAUUUGCGAAAUUUUAUUCCUGCAAAUGUCUGAUGAUUAAAAUUGCAAAUUUUCAUUUUCCCCAAAAUUUAACUUCAAAAUUGACCUGUAUGUUUUCUGCGAGAUAAUUUGAUGCACAAGAAAAAUUUAAACAAGUAAAUUAUUCUCUACUUUCUUUAUUCAAUUAAUCAUUUUCAUAUCAUUAGGGGGCUUUUCAUUCCCUUUUAUUGCUAUAAUAAUUAGAGAUAUCAUUUUUCUUGCUUAUCCGUACACUGUGUAGCAUUGUUCAAAUGUCCCUGUGUUGGGUAAUAACUACGGACUGUAGAAGGAGGCGCUGUUAUCUUUACGUUUCUUAGCGGGAGGAAUGCGUCCAGACGAUGAUUUGGCCUUUUUUGAUAUCUAUUUCCAAUUAUGCUACAACAAUUAUAGGUUUUGAAGAUUCGAAGAUAUUACAAAAUUCGACAAGAAACCCAUUCUACGAAUUAUCCUUGUGUAUUACGUAACUUUUUGGAAAACGCAAAAGUUUAUUUCCGCAACUAUUCACUUGUUAAGCAUUGACGCCAAGUUAUGGUUUUAGUUGAUUCGUUAUCCUGAGGCACGAACAUAUUUGCAAGUUCUUCAAAAUGGUUUCAUAACAUUAACCAUUUACGCGAUUUUCUCAAAGAUUGAGCGGCACCAGCAGUGCUGUAGAGAGAAUGCCAGAUAUGAUCAACGAAAACAUGAUAUAGACCUUUUAUUCCUUGUGGCUGAUAGGGGCUUUCUCGAUUUCUCUUUAUCUGCAAAACGCGUUUUUUCAAACUGCUAAAUGCAAAAGGAAAUCUUUAGCAACAAUUGCAAUUGUUUUGUCGUUGAAUUUCAGCAAGUGUUUAUAAUAUUGCCUCCUUUGUUUUUAUUUCUCAUUGGACAUAAAUAUUUAAUAAGAAAUGCAAGAUCUAAUAUUGUUUUAUGAUUUCACUUUGACCAAUUCACAUCUCUUUGGGCAUGUAAAUAUAAUUAAUGAUCCAUUUCAAUUUGUUGUGACUUCAUGCCUUCAAUUGCACCUGGCAUCAACUCGAUAUCUUCACACUUUAAAAGACAGAUUGAUUAAUCGAUGUCAAGGCGAGAUCAAGUAAAGUGUUUUCAAAAGCGACAAUCUGUCGCCUCUUUGGUGGCUGUUUUUGGCGGCUGUGGCAGUUGUGAAGUCGUCAACGUAGCUUUGUGUGUUAAUGUGUGAAACUAAGGAUGAUUUUGGUUUACAUUUCAAGUUAACGCCGAUGAUAUCAUAAAGCAAGGUUGACUUUGUUGAAAGGCUUGUUGAAGAAAGUUCUCGAAUCAGUUCGAUAAUGCUUUACCAUCUGGCUACUCUACUCGUGUUGGUCUUUCAAUCUUCCCGUUACGCUGCUGAACAAAACCUAAUUGUGCCAGACAACCAGUUCUCACGUAAUCUGUACGCUUGGGAAAUCUUGGAGAGCGAGACAGCAUUCAAACAUAUUCAAGCUUCUCCAGCAAGUACAAAUCUCACAGCAAUUUCUAUUAACGGCAACCACUUCACAUUUGCAUCUGGUGUUUGGUUCCAAACAAACUACUCAGUCGUCGGGCCUAAUGAAUCUAUAAAAACGUGGAAUGAAGAUUUCAACGUAACAAUAUUUGUAACAGAAUCAGGCAAAAUAUACUGCCUACAUGAUUCUCCAAAUGUUCCGUAUUUUAUAGGAAACACGUCCAGCAGUGUUUCUGUCAUCAUAGCAAAACUAAAUGAAGGGUCAGUGCCCUUUCUUGAGGUGUUGUUAUCAGAGACACAGACGAUCACCCUUCAAGUAUACGUUCGUGUUUUUACGGCUAAUGCCAAGGACAUUAGCUGCACGUUUUCAAAUUACUCUUGCUGGCUAUUGGUUGGAAACAGUACAAUUCAGUAUUUUCAAUGGCACAGCCCACUAGGAAAGAUGUCGCUGCUGGCUAACUUCAAUAUCACUGGCUACAGCUUUUCAUCAAUCUCUGCUUAUCAGAACGAGGUUUGGCUCAUAGCUGCUGACGGCGCAACAGCGUGGAGGAGGCUUGGUGUGACGUUAGAAACUCCCAUAGGCACUCGAUGGAUGGUGUUCACUUUGUAUGUGCCUUUUCGGGCAUCGAAGGUCACGAUCGGUCCCGGAGGAAUAUACGUUUUACUGAACGGAGGAGUAGUUGCUAAGUAUCAAGGUUUUGAGCAAUCUUCUGCGCAGACACCAUCGACAAUGUUUGAGAUUGACACGUACGACGACGGAAAGCUGCUAGGAAUAGUUGAAACAGGCCAGAUGAUUCAAAGUUCAAUUGUUAAUGCAACGCCAACUAGCUUUGGGAAUCUUGUUGUUUACGAUGCCAUUAGCAAAAUUUGGACAGCCCCUUCUGGGCUAGUAACUCAUGAGCUCAAGAAUAUUGCUGUCGGUGAAUCGACUGUUUAUGCACUUAGAAAGGGAAUAAAUGCCUAUCCACAUCAGAUUGGUCUAGGCUUGAAUUCUAUUAACAAGUAUGGAACUGAGAAGCUUUCUUGUUUUUCACUGGGCACAGGAGCGAGCAAUAUCCUUUUUAUGAUAGAAGAUAACCCAUCAGACACACAUUUAUACUGCGAUACGUUCGUCAGUGAAGUGCCCUAUCUGAGGAUCGAGGAUCAAAACGCAACAAGCUUCGGGCACUUUGCGUUCGUUUCAUGCGGAGAGGCCCACUGCUGGGGCAUUAACAACAAUGGAACUUCAGCCUUUAUUUCCCUGAAACCAAUAAAUCCUUGUUCAGAAAACUUGAGCGAUUCUCACCUGCGACUUAUUGACGAAGGUAUUACUUUCAAAACAAUUGAUACUAGCAAGAAUGGAGAUACCUGGGCAGUCGAAGCGAAAACGAACGAUGCAUUCAUUCGACUAGGGGUCGAUACUGACACAGUCAAUGGUACAAUGUGGGCUCCCAUUCCGGGAGUUUCUCUCCGAGAUGUUGCAGUAGGCCGCGACAUAGUAUACGGAAUAGGCGUCAAUGGAGAGUUUUUUCAUUUAGGAACUAAAGACGGCAACUGGACAAGCUGGUCGCUAUGGACACAAUGCAACGCUAGUUGCAACGGAGGAGUACAACAAAGACGCCGGUAUUGCCACCGCCCUGCGCCUCAAUACGGGGGAAGCAACUGCACGGGUUCGAACAUAGACACAAGAGCAUGUAAUCAACAAAUUUGCAAAGGCUACCAAUGGUCAGAUUGGUCUUCCUGGACAACUUGUAAUGGAAACUGCCCUGUUGGAGAAUCAACAAGAACACGAUCUUGCGUUGAGACAACGAAUUCCACCGGCAAUACAUGCACUGGCAGCAAUCAAAAAAGUUUAAGCUGUCUAAACCAGUGUUUGGCUAAUCGGACAGUUACUGUCGAGAAAUACAUCAAAGAGCCAUGGCAAGACGUCCGGAAUGGCUACACAUGCCAACCAUUCAGUGAUUUCAUGUCAAUUAGUGUUUAUAUGAAAAAUAUAAUGUUGUACUUUGAAAAUGUCACUAUUCCAAAAUCAGCUGUUGUCCUCGACGCGUAUAUCCAGUUCACGUGCAAGACUUCGUAUUCGUCAUCGCACCAUGUUGACGUGUUGGCCGUUGUUGAUGCUGAGGAAGUUAUCAUUGAUGAAUUGAUCAGUUGUAACUUCAGUGCCAGCAAUUAUUCGUCUUCUGUUGCUUGGCACGCUGGAGCUUGGCAGUCAGAAGAGCGUGGUCCAGCACAACGGACACCUAAUCUAGCAAAUAUUGUGCAAGAAUUAAGGGGUGCACCCUCCUGGAAUGGUAGUGGUCCUAUGGUCUUUAGCCUCCGGAAUGCCACUAGUGGAUACAGAUAUGUAUACUCUUUCGACAGGGAUCCUCUCAAAUCUCCUAUGCUCCACAUCCGAUACAACGAAGAAUAUUUGGUCCCUCUCAACACAUCAUGGACUUCUUGGUCAUCUUGGACAAGCUGUAGUCAUCCAUGCUUUACAGGCAAGCAAAAUCGAACAAAAAAGUGCAAAAUAACGAAUGCCAGUCUGCAUGUUCCAGCAUCACAUUGUCCGCCAGGGCAAAUAUACGACGAGCAGUUUUGCAAUAAACAGUCUUGUUACGAACUUGACAACUGCACGUUGGCAUUAAAUGAAACCGGGGGACAAGUCUGUUGCAUGCUUGGAAUGGAGUUAGCAGACUCUUCAAAUUACAUUGAAUGUUUCUUAAGUGCAGGGUCUCAACAAUAUCAGUGCCCUUUGGAUCGAUAUGGUUUGGCCUACGGCGCAUGCAUUACCGUCAAUGGAAAUUGGUCGUCAUGGUCAAAGUGGUCUAACUGCAAUCCAAACGUGCUUUGCAAGGACCAGCUCAGGCAGCGAAGUAGAAAAUGUAACAAUCCCGUUCCACUCUAUGGCGAAAGCUGUGCAGGAGAUUCGAAGAAAUUCGACACAUGCAUCGAAAAUUGCAUACCAAAUGGAACCUGGAGCGAUUGGAUCCUGGCUCAACCUUGCAACGUGGCCUGCGGAGAAGGAUCUCAGACAUGGUCGAGGACUUGCCUGGACAAAAAUGGAAUAGAUCAGCUGCCGUCUGUCGCAUGUAAUGGAUUUCACCUGAUGACAAACAGCUGUUCCUUGCCGAACUGUUCAGUGUCAAUCCCAGAUAGCAGUUACAUGGUAUCAAGCACAAUCUCUGCAAGUCCCUUGACCAUUGAGCAAUCUACCAACAAACAGGGUGUCAGCUCAGUGACAUCUGUGACAUCUGGCUCCACAGCUCAUGCUACGGAAGGUUUUACAGUUAGCAGCUCAAUGAAGUACAAAUCAAGCAUGAAAUUUGAGACUUCAGAGACCCAGCUCCAUUCAACAGAAUUACAAAGCCAGGCAUCGUCGAGCAAAUCACCACCCAUAAGAACCGACACAUCAUCGUUGAUGCCUUAUGAACCAAGCACAACAUUGCACAUUUUUUCAAGCCUUAAAUCUCUAAUAACAGCGAGCAUAGAGCCUACAAAUACAGAAACACUAAAAGGAAAAACCCAAAGCCCUUGUCCCUCCCGGAUGCAAUGUAGCUCAGCAACUGUGCAUGAGGAGGAUCCAAGCUCGGUUAUUUCAAUCGAAAGCUCUCAGAUCUCAUUACCCGUACAGCAAUUUGAAUCAAUAAUAGAGACUACAUUUCACAUGAAUAUUGAUGCAAGCACGGUCCAAACGAACAGACUUGAGGCGACACCGGUACUGAGCAGCACAGCACUGUUGAUUUCAGCCUUAACGACGUCUGGAGUUUAUUCCGAGAUUGAUUCCGGUUAUUCUGAUACCGGUAUCGCCUUACUGGCUCACACUACCAGUAAAGGGAUGGAAAGCCUUGAAACGUCAACCAUAGUAAGCGUCAAUCCGAGCUUGGUACUUGAAGAUUCCGGACAUCUUCCUUCGACAUCCGUGACAGAAUCAUAUUCCCCAGACCUAUCACAACACACCGUAUCAUCUCAAUUCUCUGAGAAAGUUCUUCAAAGUGUUUGGAGUGAAAAUGCAAAUGAAACAAAGAGUAGUUCGGUGCUCAAGAUAAACCAAUCAACGAGCUCGGAAUUUGCAUCAGCAGAAGGCAAGUCUUCCGUUUCUGUACAUGGUGGACAUGGUGCCUGGGCCAAGUGGGGAGAAUGCUCGGUUUCAUGUGGCAAAGGUAUCCGCAUCCGGUAUAGUGAAUGUACCGGUGGAGAUGUUUGCGACAACGCAAUUCCAGAGUCAUCCGCUUGUGAAAACCGUCCUUGUCCAGUCGAUGGUGGAUGGACCAGCUGGUCGGUGUGGUCUCGCUGUGAUCGAACCUGCGAUGGCGGAACAAGGGCCUCGUUUCGACGUUGUACCAAUCCACCUCCGCAGCACAAUGGCCUCGAUUGCGAUGGGAGUUCCGAACGGACUGAAGAAUGCAAUCUCCAAAUAUGUCAAGUUGAUGGUGGCUGGGGCCAAUGGACAACAUGGGGGCAUUGUGACAAACCAUGCAAUGAUGGCUACAGAAGACGAUUUCGAUUCUGUGACUCUCCGCACCCGAAGUACAAUGGCAGAAAGUGCUUUGGAGCUGGAGAGGAUAUAAUGCCGUGCAACGCAAAUCCUUGUGCAUCGGCGAUCAUCAACGUUAGCACCAGAUUCAAGUAUGAAACGUUUACCAAUGAUUUACUUGACAUAAACUCAAUAGCCUUUAAAAAAUUGAAAGGAAAGAUUCGCAACAAUCUACUAUCGAUGUACAAGAACUCCAGCGUCGUGCUUAACCUCGCCAUUAUUAGCUUCAAAGAGGGUAGCGUUAUCUCGAGGUUCACAGUCAACUACAAGGAAUUGAGCACGGUUGAAUUAGUGAUUUUGGCUACCUACUUGGAUGAAAAGAAGCUGCUCGGAUCGAUGCCAGUCGGGUUCUCAGAACUCAAUUCCACAGAUGUCCUUCCGCCUCCUGAUUCACUAACGGCUGAAGCGAUCAGCCCCACGACAAUUCGCCUGUACUGGAGCUCUUUUGCAUCAAUACUUCAUCAAUACAGCAGCAAUUUCACAGGCUUCUUGAUCACCUACAAGAAAACAGCAGACAGUGACACGGAGGGUUGGCAUAGAAUAGCUACGCAACCGAACAGCUCUAGUAUCGACGUCACAUAUCUUAUCCCAUACGUGUUGUAUACGUUCAGAGUCACUGCAAUGACAAACACAGGUCUCGGGAUCCCAAGUCAAUAUGUUGAUGCAUUCACACAGCAAGGAGUUCCAGUGAGUCCGCCAGCAAAUUUCUCGUGUCAGCCAGCCAACGAAGCAUGUUUAUUCUGUGAGUGGAAGGAAAUACCUCGUGACAGCUUACAUGGAGAACUUUUGCAAUACCAAAUCAACUACAGAGUAUACAGCAGAUCUCAUGCAAAUGUGACAACAGAAUGGAGUAACAUCACUAUACCAAGCACGCAGAGAACUUAUAUAGUAGAAAACCUCGCAGCAUAUACAAGAUACGAAUUGGAGCUCGUUGGAUCGACAGCCGCUGGAAGUAGCCCCCCUGCCUGGACCCAAGCUAAAACAAAUGAUGGCGUUCCCACAUUGCCACCGCAAAACAUUACUGUUUCAAUCUCAGAAGCUGAGAAUAAAAUUGACAUUCACUGGACACAACUGCCAAGGGAACACUGGAAUGGGAAGCCUUUUGGCGUCAUCAUUUACUACAAAGUCGUCAAAAAUGGAUCUGCUGCCAUUUUGAAUGGUGCUUGGCAACAAGAACUGCUGCAACCCGACGAAACCCACCAUCAAGUCAAGGGACUGAGCAUAAACAUGGCACUAUCAUUUUAUUUAGCUGGAGUGACGUCAUUUGGGGAAGGCAUCGCUAGUUCACCUAUCCAAGGCGAAACCUGUCAUUGUAACCGCAUUCUCUAUGUUGCUUGGUAUGACAGAAAACCUUACAUCACUACAAGUGAUAAUUUGCAGACCGGAAUAUUCCCGGAAUUGAUUUCAAAAAUUGUCAAAAAUGUGUGUGGAUAUUGCAAAGCGUAUGGCUAUACAAAGGUUUAUUAUGAUAGAAGUAGAACUGGCAAAAGCCCAAUCCGUGUGACAGAGAGAGACCUCCGGUCAAAGGUUGAUGACGAGGUGCAUUUCCAUCUUCCUGUCUCUGGGAACAAGGUGGUGACCACACUUGAAGGGAAAUACCAGUACGUCCAGGUCAUAGAUGACACAGGAUCUGUUUUCAUUGGAAUCGAUCAGAACAAUGCUGCAAAGUCUAAGAAGAUCAUGCAGAUCCUCUACACUUCAUAUCCUGUUGUGUUGAUCAUUGCUUUGUUCAUGGUCACUACUGGCAUGAUCCUAUGGUUCGCUGAUCAAGCACAAAAUCCAGACGAGCUUCAAAGAGGCCAUUUCUUUCGAGGAGUCCUGAAUGGAGCGUGGUGGGCGUUUAUUACCAUGACAACAGUUGGUUACGGCGACAUAGCGCCGAAAAGUUUCUCUGGACGGGUGGUUGCAGUUGUGUGGAUAAUCAUUGGCCUCGUUCUGUCCUCAAUUUUCGUCAGCACCCUAACAACUGCAAUUAUUGUCGCAUCUGUGAAUGAAGAUGUCAAGUUGUAUGGAACCAAGGUUGCUGCUCUCUACAAUUCACCAGAGUAUUGGCUUGGUUACAGAAGAUUGUCACGUAUAACUACAACAGAUGUUAAUGGGAGAAGUUUCACCACUGCAAAAGAAUUAUUGCAAGCAGUUGUUAACGGUCAGGUGAAAGGUGCUUUGCUAGAAGCCAACGAAGCGUCCACGUUGCUGGAUUUUAUUUCUGCAAAUGGCCUACGAGUUAUCAAACAAAUAGAAACGAACAAAGGAAUUGGUAUGCUGUUGUCUGGUGAAAUGACUGGACUGCAUGCAGAUAUAAGGACGUAUGUUAAGAAUAAUCAGGAUAUGAUUAGCAACCUCUUGAAGAAUGGAACCGUGGAGCUUGAGAUAAAGAGCCAAGCAUCACGAAGCCACAGUGUUACUCGACUGUUUGACUCCAAAUCAGCCUUGUUUCAGUUAUCGUUGAAGUUCACGUUGAUAAUCUUUGGAGUUUUAUUCAUAUUUGGCCUACUUUGGCAGUUUUGCCUUCGAUCCGGAAUCAAAAGGCUGAAAAGAGUCUACCCAAAGACGAAAGAAGACGUAAUUCGAGAACGUUACUUCAAGGCAACAAACGAACUUUGCGAUGAUGUUGAGAAUUUUGUGACAAGUUACAAGAAAAGAGUUGAAGAUCUUUUCGAAAGCCAAAUGCGGGAACGCUUUCAACUUGUUAUCAAGCACAGUAAAACGACACCCUAUGGGCCAAAGGGAUGGAUAAGAUAUAGAACACUAAACACACGACAUAUCCUAUCCGAGAUCAUUGCCCAGGAAAUUAUAAAUGAAAACGUGAUGCAAAUUCAGCGUAGACAAAAAAGAGCACCCAAUACGAAGAAGAGAGAAAUGACGAUUGGGGAUUGUGACGAUGAAGUGACAAAUGUGACACCUAUUGGCCUAAUGGAAGCUGAAACAAAGUUGUAGCUGCUUAGUUUUUAAAGCUCAAUGUUUCACUAGAUACCUUGUCAACGUUACUGUACUGUUCUUUCAGGUUUUGUACAUAAACUAAUGAUGUCUGUUGCUGCAAUAUAUACGCAUUUCACUUUACUAUUAAAUAAUAACAGCGAUACUUCGAGUCAAAUCGUAUGUCUGUUCAUUGCUAACUGCAAGAGUUGCCCUUGCCAAGGAUGCCCCGUGCAAGGGAUGCCCCCUGCAAGGGAUGCCCCCUGCAAGGGAUGCCCCCUGCAAGGGAUGCCCCCUGCAAGGGAUGCCUCCGGCAGGGGUUGCCCCUGUCACGCAUUCGAACUUUUUUAUUUGAAUGCCAAACGCUUUGUUCCAUUGUCAUGUUAAUGUGUGUGGCUUUUAGUGUGGCUGGUGAAAUCAAAAAUGGAGGAGUAAUUUAACCGAGCGAGUUUAGAAUAGCCCCAAAAAGACAAGAAUACUGGUAACCUCUACCUAAACAGGAAUAUUUGCACCUCUGCAUGACAGGAAAGCAAUUUUUUAUGAAUAGAUUGGCUUAUACAGAAGAAUCUUCUUUCGUCGCAGUCAUCAUAGAUUUCUC